CUAACAGAAGAUGAAAUUGCAACUAUUCUAAAAUCUACUCUUAAAGGGCUUGAAUACCUGCACUUUAUGAGAAAAAUACAUAGAGAUAUAAAGGCUGGAAACAUCCUUCUUAACACUGAGGGACAUGCAAAAUUAGCUGAUUUUGGUGUGGCUGGGCAGUUAACAGAUACAAUGGCAAAACGUAAUACUGUUAUAGGAACUCCAUUUUGGAUGGCUCCUGAAGUAAUACAAGAGAUUGGGUAUAACUGUGUGGCAGACAUCUGGUCCCUUGGUAUCACUUCAAUAGAAAUGGCUGAAGGAAAGCCACCGUAUGCUGAUAUUCAUCCAAUGAGGGCUAUUUUUAUGAUUCCUACAAAUCCCCCUCCAACCUUCCGGAAGCCAGAGCUCUGGUCUGAUGAAUUCACAGAUUUUGUGAAGAAAUGCUUAGUGAAAAAUCCUGAACAAAGAGCUACAGCAACACAGCUGCUACAGCAUACAUUUAUUAAGAAUGCCAAGCCAGUUUCAAUUUUAAGGGACCUGAUCACUGAAGCUAUGGAGAUAAAGGCAAAGCGACAUGAGGAACAGCAGAGAGAACUAGAAGAGGAGGAAGAAAAUUCGGAUGAAGAUGAGCUGGACUCUCACACCAUGGUGAAAACCAGUUCGGAGAGCGCUGGUACCAUGAGGGCCACAAGCACGAUGAGUGAAGGCGCUCAGACAAUGAUUGAACACAACAGUACUAUGUUAGAAUCGGACUUGGGGACCAUGGUAAUAAAUAGCGAUGAUGAUGAAGAGGAAGAUGGAACCAUGAAACGAAAUGCUACUUCACCGCAAGUUCAAAGGCCUUCUUUCAUGGACUACUUUGAUAAACAAGAUUCCAAGAAUAAAAGCCCUGAAAACUGUAAUCAGAACAUGCAUGAACCUUACCACAUAUCCAAAAACGUUUUCCCUGAUAACUGGAAAGUCCCUCAAGAUGGAGACUUUGAUUUCUUAAAGAAUCUGAGUUUAGAAGAAUUACAGAUGCGAUUAAAGGCUUUGGACCCUAUGAUGGAACGAGAAAUUGAGGAGCUUCGUCAGAGGUACACUGCAAAGAGGCAACCUAUCCUAGAUGCGAUGGAUGCAAAGAAACGGAGGCAACAAAAUUUCUGAGUUUGUUUUACUUUCAGAGAUAAUGCUAUGAGUCAGUGUGGACACUGGUAACUUUGUAAGUCUGAAGGAAUUCGAUUAUGAGAGUUUUCCAAAACCUAAUCUUCUGAAUUUUCCUUCACGAGCAAUGACAAUUGGAGCAGUGAAAGAACAUACAUAUGGUGUUCUGCAAAGGCAGCGAAACACAUUACCACCUGUUUGUAUUUUCAAAUAUUUAAUGUAACAGAAGUUUAAUCUGUUACUUCCCAAUCUUUUUCAGGUGUAGAGUGGUAACUUGGUGUUGUACGUUAGGAGUUAUGUUUUGGAACACCUGGAACUAUUUCUUGAUUGUGCAACACUACAGAGCCUUAUGUUGCAAUAUAUUUUCCUCCCACUUAGUAGCAUAUUUAUUAUGUAAUCUUUGAUUAUCCUAUUUAUUUUAUGCCUGUUUUCUUUUUUAUUAGGAAGCAUGAG
Phaethon lepturus (White-tailed tropicbird) is the source of this 1575-nucleotide messenger RNA. It is a transcript of the gene STK3, whose product is annotated as serine/threonine kinase 3. Gene Ontology annotation, biological process: protein phosphorylation; intracellular signal transduction; regulation of MAPK cascade. The record is from RefSeq and is a predicted model, not a curated record. NCBI's taxonomy places the organism in Eukaryota, Metazoa, Chordata, Aves, Phaethontiformes, Phaethontidae. The annotation marks the transcript as partial. Gene Ontology annotation, molecular function: ATP binding; protein serine/threonine kinase activity. Gene Ontology annotation, cellular component: cytoplasm. The transcript is spliced from 7 exons.